UAUCAAAUAUUGCUAGCGGACCGUACAUCUAGAAAAAUGAUAUUUUAGUCAUUGCCGGUCGUCGAGUAAAAAUAAAUUUAAGCAAUUAACUGAACACUUAAUAAUUUAUAACUACAUAGGUAAUAAAUAUUGUGAAUUUCUUUUUUUUUCGUCACGUACAAAUAGUUUUAUUUUCUGGUCAAUAUUUUUGUCUCUAAAAGGAUCAAUAUGUUUGUGACAAAGUGUCUGGCACAACAAUGUUUCAAGAUAGCUAGAUUACAAUCUCUUAAAUCAGCUAAGAUCUGUGUACCAACCGUUCGUUGUUAUGGUAGUAUUUACGAGCCAGAGUAUUUAGACCUAUUAAAGCCAGAUAUUCCUGAAUAUGAGGAAGUAAAUAUUCAAAUCAAAGGUUACGACUUCGCUAUACUAGAAUCGUUUCAAAAACUUGUGCACACAGUUGCAGAAAAUAUGGACCUUGAAGUAUCUGAUGGGUGGGCAUUACCCCCGCAAACAAUAAAUGUCAAACGAUUGGUGCCUAACAGCGAUAAUGUAGAGGCCCAAUACACGUUAAAUGUAUAUGAACGCAAUAUACAAGUGGUUGAUGUCCCCACUACUAAGCUUUCCUUACUUAUUGAAGUAAUAGAAGACUCACUACCUGCGGGUGUUAAGGCAUCAAUUCACAAGCACACAGAUGAACAUGAAAUUCUCAGAUAUAUACCUGAUAAUGAACUGAAAAUAUUGAAAGAUCAACUUGAAGAAAUGGGUGGCUCAAAAAAAAAAAAGUGAGCCCGAAAUACUUAUUUUUAUUGUUAAAUUUAUAA
Molecule: messenger RNA, 800 nt
Organism: Myzus persicae (green peach aphid)
Lineage: Eukaryota; Metazoa; Arthropoda; Insecta; Hemiptera; Aphididae
Gene: mRpL48
Exons: 4
Coding region: 208-765 (185 amino acids)
Cellular component (GO): mitochondrial ribosome
Source: RefSeq, a predicted model, not a curated record